Calliphora vicina (urban bluebottle blowfly) is the source of this 1376-nucleotide messenger RNA. RefSeq lists its product as uncharacterized. The record is from RefSeq and is a predicted model, not a curated record. The coding region runs from base 2 to 895 and encodes 297 amino acids. The transcript has 5 exons. Lineage: Eukaryota; Metazoa; Arthropoda; Insecta; Diptera; Calliphoridae.
CAUGUCUUAUUUAGGCAACACUUCCGACUUAGAAAGCGAAAAGAUGGAUUUCGGUAGAAAUCGUAAAAUAAAUAUUGUUUCUAAAUUACAAGCUCAUAAAAUAUCGAGUGAACCAAAGUGGUCAAAUAAACACGAGGAUGAUUCCGACUCAGUUUCUACAAAUGAGAACUUUUUAACUAAAGGUGCAUUCCUCUUAACACCGUCGUAUGAAUUGUCAAUGGAACGAGCUGCAUUAAUAUGUGAAAAGAUGAGUUUUAAAGGCUGCUUUAGUUUAACGAAAACAGCAAGUGGAAUUCUUUUCAAGUUUUCACAUCCUGACGAUUACCAAGCAGUUUACAAAAAGGGAUUCCACAAAGUUACUGGAGCUAGAUUUUAUCGAAAGAUUGCUAUACCCUGUCGUCCACGGAAAACUUUUACACUUUACGUUUUAGAUGUUCCUGAAGAUUUGCCAGUGGAAGACAUACGACAUGCAUUAUACAAAUUUGAUUCCGUAGUGGAGGUAGUCAGACUUCAUAAAUACCAGCAAUCAACUCCUCCUACACAUUUGUCGGAAAAAACAGUAGAUGCUUCUUCAUCCGCACCAAAAUCAGAUGGAGCUGAUAAAAUAGAUCGUGUGGAAAAAAAAGAAUUGCCUCCAGCUGUUAUUCGAGUAACGCUUGCUUCACUAGACGAAUAUAAUAUUCUAUUGCAAAACGGUCUUAAUUUUUACGAUGCUACUUUUUUCCCAACAGAAACAAAUAUUUCGUUGAAAGGUGCUAAAAUAGAAUAUAAAAGAAGAAUGUUAGAUGGAAGCAUCCCUGGUCGUGUGCGUGAGCUACUCCCUGUUUUUGACGCUGCUGGGUUUUGUAAACUCACACCGCCUAUUAGCAAAUUAAUAAAACCACCAAGAUCAUAAGUUUACCUCACUAUGCAUCAAUGAAAUCAAUACUGUCAGAAGUAAUUUAUGUGCUGAAUAAUUAAUACUACAUAAAAUACAAAUAUGGUGGUAAUUGUUCUACUACUUUUUCAAACUUUGUACAUAACAUGUAAACUUAAAUAAUAUUUUAUGAAAUGUCAUUUUUUUAUUUGAACACUCUCCUUAUACAUACAUACAUACCAAAGUAUAUUUAUACAAGUACAUGCAACUCUACAACAAAUCAACAAUAAAAAAAACAACAUUAAUUUUGUUUGUGUAAAAACUGGUGAUAUUGUCAAAAACUGUUGACAAACAUAGAAAGAAAAACAACAAAGUAAAAAAAUUUGACAAUCUCACAAGUAUUUACAAAGGAAAAUGAAAUAAACAGCUGAUCACUUGCAUGUACUUGUAUAAAUAUACUUUGAUACAUACAUACAUACUUACAUACAUACAUACAUACAUACAUACAUACAUACAUACA